UCAUCGAAACGCAAUAGCUCGCUCUUAUCCCAGAGAUUGAGACGGCUAGAGCGGGGGGAAUUCUGCAAGUUGAUCGACAAUCGCCUUGGCGAGCCUGUUCAGUUUUGUAUUCAAUCAAACGUGCUGCAAGUGAUCGAAUCACCUGAUCCUAAGUCCUCCCGUGGCAUUCUCCCCAUCGAAGGACGUUCACUAGGGCAAUGGCUUGAACAAAUACCUCAUCUUUCGAACAAGGAAAAGCCUCAUCUAGCCUAUACCAUUGCCAAGUCCGUCUGGCAGUAUUACAGUUCAGCGUGGAUGAUGGCACCCUGGACUCACGGGAGCAUUCAACUGCUAACUGAGAAAGCUGGCCUGGCAGAUCAUGGAAAGCCACAUCCAUAUCUGACAGCAAACAUGGCCCGAGCGGUGGUUACUUCUACGGACUGCUAUAAUGCCGAUAACCUCAUGCACCAAUAUCCAUACAUUCUAGCAUUAGGGGUUCUUCUUAUCGAAAUUGUCAUCAAGCAGCCCUUGACAAGUGAAGAAUGCCCUCACCCCUUCAGCGAAACUGCGGUUAACGACUACUAUACGUGGGCGUGGACAACGGCGCACAGAAGCAAUUUGAAGGACAUGGUGCAUUCUAUGUACGUUGAGGCUGUUAAUAACUGUCUCAACCCUGAGCUAUUUGGUGGCGACUCCAUACAACAGUACGGGUAUACAGAGCUGAUAACGGCCCGACAGAACGUUUUAUACGAGAAGGUUGUUUCCCCAUUGAAGAGAUUGUUUGAAGCCUAUCAAGAUGACUGGGGUAUCCAGAGCGCUCCUACCGCGAAAACGCUCGACACAGUCGCUCACCAUGUUAUUCCAGAGACUUCCAUUGCCUCACAAUUCCCCCAUAAAGCAGAUUUCACGGUCGCAAUAUUCUGUGCUUUACCGCUAGAGGCUAAUGCGGUCAGUGCUCUGUUUGAUGAAAGAUUUGAAGACAUCAGCCUGUAUAGGAAUUCAUCGGGAGACUCGAACACGUACACACUCGGUCGAAUGGGUCGCAAUAACACCGCAUUGGUACAUCUUCCGGGUAUGGGAAAAAGUGCUGCGUCUCAAGCAUCCUCUUCAAUACGGUCAACCUAUCCGAACAUAAAGCUCGCCCUGGUGGUCGGAAUCUGUGGUGGUGUUCCAUAUGGAAAGGAGAGCAAGGAGACCCUCCUCGGAGAUGUGAUAGUCAGUGAUGGGAUUAUCCAGCAUGAUUUCGGGCGAAGGAUCCCUGGGGCAUUUCUGCCUAAAGCAUCGGUUGCCGAUGGACUGGGGCGGCCCAACGUCAUUAUCAGAGGAUUUCUUUCGAAGAUAAAGACAACUAUAGUACAACGGCGUGUUUCGAACAAAGUGAAGGAAUAUAUGGGAGUCAUAACUCAGACGCUUGGCAAUGACACUGCUCGAUAUCCAGGAGUGGAACAAGACGAACUCUACGAGCCAAGCUAUCAACAUAAGCACCGUGGCCGCACCAGUUGUAUCAGAUGCGCAGUCUCGACCAGCACUACGGUCUGCGGCGAAGUGUUUGAUCUAUCAUGUCAUGAACUCGGAUGCGGGAAAGAAAACAUUGUCAAACGGAAGCGUCUUCAGGCUGCACUUACACAGGGGCAUACUUUUUCUCCGGCAAUCCACCUAGGUCUCAUUGCAUCGGGGGAUACUGUCAUGAAGUCUGGACAAGACAGAGACCUCAUCGCUAUGCGUGAUAAUGUGAUAGCGUUCGAAAUGGAGGGUGCAGGGGUCUGGGAUAGUCUGCCUUGUCUAGUGGUGAAGGGUGUUUGUGACUAUGCCGACAGCCAUAAAAAUAAAGUAUGGCAACCGUUUGCUGCAGCGACAGGAGCAGCCUGCAUGAAAGCUUUACUCGAUGAAUGGUCAUCUUAAUUGGAUCAGAGCAUGUAAUAUAAGCCACAAAGCCUACAUAAAUGAGCGCUAUACUCAGAUCAUAAUAGAUUUCACUCUCUGAUGUUCGGGAUAUAGUAAUAGUAUUGAAG
Molecule: messenger RNA, 1991 nt
Organism: Aspergillus neoniger CBS 115656
Lineage: Eukaryota; Fungi; Ascomycota; Eurotiomycetes; Eurotiales; Aspergillaceae
Product: 5'-methylthioadenosine/S-adenosylhomocysteine nucleosidase family protein
Exons: 1
Biological process (GO): nucleoside metabolic process
Molecular function (GO): catalytic activity
Source: RefSeq, a predicted model, not a curated record